ACACGGUUCCACAAAGCUUAGAAACAGAGGGGUAAGAAGACAUGAUCAGAGGAGACCCCGACACAGAAAAGCCACACAGAGUAACGCUUCACAGACACACGCUGGACACUGGCAUUGUGGAAGACCAUUUUUCUUGUGAACUAAUAUAGUAACACACAGGGGAGGACGAUAGUGGCCCAGUCUCCAUCCUUCUGCAUCCAUGCCACUGGCUUUGACCACUGCUCUGCUGCUCAGCUCUUGGGGAUGGCUGGGGCAAGCCGCUGUCCCCAGCGACCCCUGGGCCCAGUGCCCUUCUGCCAAGAUGUGUAAGGAUAAAUUUGCAGAUGGAAAAUGUGACAAACAAUGCUCGGAGCCAGAGUGUCUAAGAGAUGGGUUUGACUGCCUGGUGAAGAACAAGUGCGAUGCACAUUACAAACAGUACUGCCAGGACCACUAUGGCAACUCAUACUGCGAGCAUGGAUGUGACAGUGCUCCCUGUGGCUGGGAUGGGAGUGACUGCUUCAACCAGCAAAGCCCUCUCUGGGCAAAUGGUACCUUGAUCCUCCACACCAACAUUCCCACCCAGGAAAUCCAAAGCCAUAACAGGUCUUUGCUGUGGGCCCUCAGCAUUGUCUUACAAACGGCUCUAAAACUGCGGGGUGUUGCACCAUUCUGCUCCAGCAAUAACCUGUUCGACCCUGACCCUCAGAAGCUGGCUGAACUGUUGACUCAGGUGUCUACACAUGAUAAUGGGUCACUAUUAUACCUCCAAAUUGACAACAGACCGUGCUCCAGGCUCCCCUCUACCUGUUUCCAAUGUGCCACUGAAGCAGCCAACUUCCUGCGCAUGCUGAUGACAUUGGAGCAUACAACAUAUCGCCAACUCCCAGAAAUUGAACCCGUCAUUGCUGUGAGGGGUGUGAGUGAAGAACUGGGAGAGCGAGAGAAGUACACUGCAGGAGAGAAUGCAAACACUUCUCCUUCAUGGUUAUGGGCAGUGGUUGGCGUGGCGACUGGACUUGGAUUGAUUCUGGUUAUACUGGUUGCCGUGCUGGUGAGGCGGGCUCGGCAGAGGAGAGAGCCACGGCAGGCAGGGCCGAGGGUGCGACACAGGUCUACAGCUACAGACAGUGGGCAGGAGAGGCAGGCCUGGGCCCAGCAUAUACCACAGAGAGGGGAAAGAAUGAGAGUUGACAAAGAGAAUGGGAAUAAAGGAAUUGGGAUAAAAAAGAAGAAAAGGGGAAAAGAGAACGGGAAGAGGCGCAGAGAGCCACUCGGAGAGGAUGCCAUUAGACUACGGCCUCUCAGAAAAGAAUUGGAUAUAGGAAGUGAUACAGAUAUUACUCAAAGUUCUAUGGAAGACAUCAACGUGAGAAGUUCACACCGACAGGACAAAUCCAUUUGUGACCACCGGCCCCAGGAGCAGAAGCAGUUUCAUGCCACUCCUAGCAGCCCCCAGUCACAGACACAGGGCAGCUACGCAGCUUCACCUGGAGGAUGGGAGAGAAACAGCAGCCCAAACAACAGGAGUCUAAAUCAUAACAAUACUGCUCCAGUUCAGUGGUGUGGUCCAGAUGGAUCUGUGGUCCUAAUUCGCGCAGUCAGGAGUGGUCUUGAUCGAGUGGUUCUGGAAUUGCUGCGUGCUGGGGUGCCGGUCAACAACACAGACCACACUGGGAGAUCUGCCCUUCACUGGGCAUGCUCAGUUAAUCACCUCUCCCUGGCUCGAACUCUCAUUCGCUAUGGUGCAGUGGUGGACCUACAAGACUUCAAGGGUGAAACUGCUCUCUUCCUCUCCGCCCUCCAUGGUUGCUAUGACACUGCCAGGUUUCUCCUCCUCAAUGGGGCUAAUCAGGAUUUGACUGACCGCCGAGGUAGACGUCCACUAGAAGCAGCACAUGAAGGAUUACAUCAUCAUGUCCUAGAGCUCCUUUUGGCUCACAGGUCCCAUAGAGGGCAUGUCUCCAUGGAAGCAGUCAAUGACAUGUUAUGUGAGGACCGCAAUUUAUCCUAUUCCCAAUGGGUUGCACCACCUGGCCUAUCUGGGAGAAGCGCUUCCUUUUCGGGAGUUAUUGGCCAUCGGGAAGCCUUGCCACCUUACCCCAGUGAUUGGUCAGGAGGUAGAGAGCGAUGCGCCUCUCCUCAGAACUGGCGCCCACAACCACUCCAAUCAGUAACUGCAUUGGUCUCUCCCAGAAUCCUUGGACGCCCAUCUCGUCCGAUAAGCACUCUACAGGAAGUAACCUCGGAAGCAGAGGAAGAGGACAACGAAAGGUCCCAGGAAGCUGCUCGGGCAGCAACACCCCACUUCCUGUCCCCCCAGCCUGCACCUAGGCAGCGGUCUUUCUCGUGCACACAGCAUGCACUGCAGCGUCGCUCAAGUGGUGCCCAGUUUGAACACCCUGUUGCAUCACCCGGGAAGCCAACAAAUGAGCAUAUAGAGAUAGUGGUGUCUGGCCCUAUUACCGAAGCCCCCCUUCAGCCGGAGUUUAAGCCAGCUUCUGGCCUCCCCAGUCUGGUUCAAUCAGACUCUGAGGCAAGCAGCAGUAGGAAUUGCAAACAAGAGCAACACGGUGAAAAAAUAAGCAAUCCACAUGCUGAUUCUGAGACUUCUGGCCAAACUGCCCUUUGAGAAAAGAAGACUGACUGGACUCUUCAGUACAGUACACAAGCCUGCUCAAAUUGUUUUGGGCAGCAUUCAACUUGUAUGUAGACCUAGUGCCAGACCUCUAAAAAUCAACCUAGCUCUGCACCCCCUAUACAUCAACAGCAUAGAACAUACAAUUCUGACUGGUUAUGUUUUUGUUUUGUUUGCUUUGUUCUGUUGUUUUGUCAAAAUUUCAUGUUGAAUAUAUAAUGUGUAAAAUUUAAUGAAACCAUAUAGAAUUUUAAUAUUCUCUCCAGGCUUCUUACAUUUGAGCCAUAUUGCACUUCAAAUUCGAAGUUACUAUAAAUAUACAUAAAUAAAGAUAAUUUGACAACUACUGAUUUGACAGCUUCCAUAAAACACUUAGUUGAGAACAUUUUUUAGUAAAUAGGUCAAUAGGUUAAACUACUGGAAGUGGGAACCUGAGAGCACUUCCAGAGGUAAAAAAUAAUAAUCAUAAAGAACUGUUUGAAAAUUA
Conger conger (European conger) is the source of this 3104-nucleotide messenger RNA. It is a transcript of the gene notchl, whose product is annotated as notch receptor, like. Gene Ontology annotation, biological process: Notch signaling pathway; multicellular organism development; cell differentiation. The coding region runs from base 200 to 2611 and encodes 803 amino acids. Gene Ontology annotation, cellular component: membrane. NCBI's taxonomy places the organism in Eukaryota, Metazoa, Chordata, Actinopteri, Anguilliformes, Congridae. Gene Ontology annotation, molecular function: protein binding. The transcript has 11 exons. The record is from RefSeq and is a predicted model, not a curated record.